This is a messenger RNA of Carassius gibelio (silver crucian carp), 1533 nucleotides long. Its product is annotated as olfactory receptor 52K1-like. Gene Ontology annotation, molecular function: G protein-coupled receptor activity; olfactory receptor activity. The transcript has a single exon. Gene Ontology annotation, biological process: G protein-coupled receptor signaling pathway. NCBI's taxonomy places the organism in Eukaryota, Metazoa, Chordata, Actinopteri, Cypriniformes, Cyprinidae. Bases 18 to 968 code for a protein of 316 amino acids. Gene Ontology annotation, cellular component: membrane. The record is from RefSeq and is a predicted model, not a curated record.
AAAGUCAUUCUAGAGUCAUGUCUCCCACAAAUGUCACUGUCUUUACUAAAUUCUACCUGCUGGGAUUUCCAGGACUGCAUCCACACUAUUAUGGAGCCGUGGGAACCCUUUUGUUCUUUGUCUACUUGACACUAGCAGGAGGAAAUCUCUUUAUCAUUUCAUUUAUUGUUUAUGAGAGAAGCCUUCAGAAACCCACCUAUUUAAUCUUCUGUAAUCUUGCAGUGUCUGAUCUUGCUUUUGGAACUGUCACGCUGCCUAAAGCCAUUGCAAAAUACUUUUUCAAUAGCAGUGAGAUACCAUUUUAUAGCUGCUUUGUGCAGAUGUUUUUUGUUCACUGCUUAGGGUCUAUUAACUCUUUCCUAAUGCUAUUAAUGGCCAUUGAUCGGUUUGUUGCAGUGUGUAACCCACUGAGAUACUGUGUCCUUAUUACAAAUAAGACUAUUUUAUUGGCAUGUGCAUUGAUUUGGAUCAUCUGUAUUCCAUGGCUGACAGUCAUUGUUUAUCAUGCCUUCGAUGAGCCCUACUGUGAUUCUAAUGUAAUAACCCAAAAUUACUGUGACCAGAAUUCGAUAAUUAAACUGUCCUGUGGAGAUGUAAGGCACAAAAAGUUUUUUUCAUUUUCAUGUGCCAUGUUUGUUCUUUUGGGCCCUUUGAUUUUUAUUAUAUUUUCUUUUAUUGUUAUCAUCACGUCUGUUUUCAAAAUCACAGAUGUUCAGGCCCGUUACAAAACGUUCUCAACUUGCACUCCUCAACUACUUAUCAUUUGUCUUUACUAUGUGCCCAGAUGUGUUGUUUAUGUGCAUGAUGUGACAAUAGCAAUAUCACCUGGCAUUCGUGUUAUUUUAAUCAUGUGGUACAGUCUUCUCCCACCUGUUGUCAAUCCAAUGAUUUACUGCUUCAGAACCAAAGACAUCAAAGAUGCAUUGAAGAGAAAAAUUAGAGAUAGGAAAGUGAACAUGCAGAUAUGAUGCACUAAAAUAUUGAAAUUGCUUUAAUAUAAUAGAGUCCAUUGUUUACACUUUGCCCUGUUUAUAUAUUUAUAUAAAUUGUAAUUCUCUUUUUUCUUAAACAUAAUGAGAAUCAUAUAUUGACAUUUAUGAAAUAGUGAAUAUUUUCCCUGGUGUACAAUUUUAGUAAGUAUAUUUUAUUGCCCACUUUUUAUUUUAUUUAUUUAAAUAUUGCAUAUAAGUUGUAGAUAGAACACCGAGAACUCACUCAGUUGUAUUAUAGUUUAGUUAUGAUCUUCAUUUAAUUCAAAGGUAUCUUUCAUUCAUGAAAUUUUCUAACACAUUUUCUCAUCUACUCAGCAUUUAAUUAGUCAAGUCAUUAUCCAGUGUUAUAUUGUACAAUAAUAGUAAAAGAAAGCUGAUGGUAAAUUUGGAAGUUGGACUGAAAUGUAAAAUAAUAGCUAAUGCAAUUUCUGUUUCUGCUUUGGAUAUGUCUAAAAUUAAAGUGUACUGCUUUUGUAAAUAUAUUCUUCUAUCAUGGGACAUUUAUAUAUACAUGCAACACAUUAAGUGUAUGUUUAGUGUA